Messenger RNA from Plasmodium fragile, 1176 nucleotides. Its product is annotated as triose-phosphate isomerase. Gene Ontology annotation, biological process: glycerol catabolic process; gluconeogenesis; glyceraldehyde-3-phosphate biosynthetic process. The coding region runs from base 1 to 1176 and encodes 391 amino acids. Lineage: Eukaryota; Apicomplexa; Aconoidasida; Haemosporida; Plasmodiidae. The transcript is spliced from 4 exons. Gene Ontology annotation, cellular component: cytosol. Gene Ontology annotation, molecular function: triose-phosphate isomerase activity. The record is from RefSeq and is a predicted model, not a curated record.
AUGAGAAUGCAACUCUUGCGCGCUCUAUGCAUCUACUGGGUAGGUACAGAAUGCCUGCGCCUCAGUGACUGUGUGCCGGAGAGUGCAUGCGUGGACCCCCUGAAAGGCAAGAAGGUGUAUUCCUUUUAUGUCCCCGCAAGUCCCCUCUUAAGAGCAAGGAAGGGGCGAACCCAAAAGACCCAUGCCCACAGGAUAAACAAAUUAGACUCUCAAUGUGAAUACCCAAAUAAUGUGGUGGAAAUGUGCCCGCUUGUUGACAAUCACGUGGGCACGAAGGAGGGAACGGUGACUGAUUCGCAGGGCAGUUUGCAAAGCAGUUUGCGCCCUCGUUCGCAGAGUAAUUCGCUGCGUGACCCACAGCCUAAACAGUGGAGUGGUGAAGAGAGGGGGAGGAAAAUCCUCAUCGGCAAUUGGAAGUGCUAUCUCACAAAGAAAGAAGCAUACCCACUAAUUGACGCAUUUACAAAAAUAAAAUAUUCAAAUUAUCUCGACCUUGUUUUAUCCCCUAACAUAUUGUUCAUGCCCUAUCUCCUGGACAAAAUUGAAGAAAAUAAUUCGAAGAUCUUUGCCUGCUCCCAAGACAUCAGCUUGGCAAGCGGCUUAGGGGCCUUCACCGGAGAAACCACAGCCGAUUUAAUAAAACAGUUUGGUACAAAGUACACCAUAAUCGGACACAGUGAGAGGCGUCGAGGGUUUCACAGCAACAAUGGGGAGACACUGGAACAGAUAGCGCAGAAGGUACAUAAUGCUGUUCAGUCCAAACUGAAAGUUAUCUUAUGCGUAGGGGAUGAUUAUCAGGAUGAGCACAACCCAUUCACAUCAUCAAAGACGAGAAGAUUGCUUUCUCUGAUCAAGCAGACAAUUCCGAAGGACGAGAUGCAAAACAUUAUCAUAGCCCUGGAACCCAGCUUCGCCAUCGGCACCGGCAAAUCCGUGACGGCUGACUUUUUGAAUACCUGCUACUGGGAUAUCAAGCGAAACGUAGCAGACGAGGUGGACACGGAAACAAGCGACGCAGUAAAAAUCGUGUACGGUGGAUCGGUGACCAGGCACAACAUGCAGAACUACAUGGAAGAAACCCCCGUUGAUGGAUUCCUCAUAGGAAAGGGUUCACUGAACGAGACCUUUAUUGACAUAAUAAAGUACGUUGACCAAUCCUGCGUGUCCAAUGCGUAG